Molecule: messenger RNA, 3699 nt
Organism: Poecilia reticulata (guppy)
Lineage: Eukaryota; Metazoa; Chordata; Actinopteri; Cyprinodontiformes; Poeciliidae
Gene: kcnj11
Product: potassium inwardly rectifying channel subfamily J member 11
Biological process (GO): potassium ion import across plasma membrane; regulation of monoatomic ion transmembrane transport
Cellular component (GO): plasma membrane
Molecular function (GO): ATP-activated inward rectifier potassium channel activity
Source: RefSeq, a predicted model, not a curated record
GGUUUAUUUGGGUUGAGUAAAGGUAACUAAUGGAUGUUAUGAGUUAACACAUGUAUUUUUUUUAAAUGUGAAUUUCUUGAGAAGUGAUUGUGUCCUAACUGUAAGAGCCGUAAUUAAGCAGAUGUAAUCAGCUGCUCGUUGCACCUCUCUUGGAUUCUCGUCUCCUCCUGCGCUUGAGUUCCUCCGUUGUAGCAGAAGGAAAAGUGGGCGUGUUGUUGCCUUUGAGGCAGCAGCAGAGGCAGGCGGAGGAUAAGGAUAUAUUUGACAAACCGUGGCUUUGCGUAAGGGUUUGUUUGGGGUGAGUAAAGAAAGUCAACUCCUUUUCCUUUGAUUGCAAACAGCGUUUAAAAGAGAAUAAAAAUAAACAGAAAUCACCGAUAGACUAAAACGGAGGAUGGGGGAGGGACUGCUUCUCCUCAUCGCUCCAUCUCACAUUACCGAGCUAUAGUGGAGUGGCGAGGUCAGCACAGCUUCAGCUGCGACACGUGAACCUGCCUCCAAAUCCAAAUGUGAUCAAACGCCGCUCAGACGGUCCUCACACCCCUGCGUCGAAAGUUGAUUCCUCCCCCAAAACCCCCUUUUACGCACGAGGCCACGACCACGAGAGCUCAGCUGCGCGUGUAGCCGAGCGGACUCGGGAUGAGACUGGGCGGCGUGGCCCAGCUACGUCCAGCCAGUCGGUCGGUGCUGUGAGUGGCGGCGGCAGCUGUGGAACGUGGAGGAAGAAUCCUCUCAUGGGACUUCCCGGUGCUGAAGCGCCUGAUCCAGAGGCAACGUGAGGUAGCGCGCGAGCCUCCAGAACACGGAGCGACACCAGGACGCGCCCGACAGCGAACACCAGCGGGUUCCGACUGGGAAGGAAGGCGGACGAACCCGUCUUUGAGCCGAGCACACAGAGGACCCCGGGCCUGAAGGCUGUGGGUAUGGGAGUGCAAUGUUGUCCAGGAAGGGACUCAUUCCUGAGGAUUACUUGCUGACACGACUAGCUGAGGAUGUUCUGCAGCCGAAGUACAAGGCCAAACAAGGGAAGGCUCGGUUUGUGGGGAAGAACGGCACCUGCAACGUCGCGCACACCAACAUCCGAGAGCAGGGUCGGUUCUUACAGGACGUGUUCACGACACUAGUGGAUUUAAAAUGGCUCCACACUCUCAUCAUUUUCACCAUGUCCUUCCUAUGCAGCUGGCUCCUGUUCGGGAUGAUCUGGUGGCUUGUGGCUUUUGCGCACGGAGACCUGGGUGAGUCGGGGGAUGAUUUUGUCCCGUGCGUAACGGACAUCCACUCCUUCUCCUCAGCCUUCCUCUUCUCCAUAGAAGUCCAGGUGACCAUCGGCUUCGGGGGUCGGAUGAUCACGGAGGAGUGCGUCUCGGCCAUCAUCAUCCUCAUAGUGCAGAACAUCGUCGGACUGGUCAUCAACGCCAUCAUGCUGGGCUGCAUCUUCAUGAAAACUGCGCAGGCCCACCGGCGCGCGGAGACGCUCAUCUUCAGCAAGCACGCAGUCAUCUCCCUCCGAAACGGCAAGCUGUGCUUUAUGAUCCGCAUCGGGGACCUGAGGAAAAGCAUGAUCAUCAGCGCCACUGUGCGAAUGCAGGUGGUGAGGAGAAGCACCACGGAGGAGGGAGAGGUGGUGCCCCUUGACCAGAUCGACAUCCACAUGGAUAACCCGGUGGGGACCAACGGGGUCUUCCUGGUGUCCCCCCUCAUCAUCUGCCAUGUCAUCGACAAGUCCAGCCCCCUGUACGAGCUUUCACCGAACGACCUGCAGCAUCAGGACCUGGAGGUGAUCGUGGUGCUGGAGGGGGUGGUGGAGACCACCGGCAUCACCACGCAGGCCAGGACUUCCUACUUGUCGGAGGAGAUCCUGUGGGGCCAGCGCUUCGUGCCGACGGUGUCCGAAGACGACGGCAUGUACGCAGUGGACUACUCCAAGUUUGGCAACACCGUCAAGGUACCGACGCCGUGCUGCAGCGCCAAGAAGCUGGAAGAGGCCGGUGGCGUCGCGCGGUUCAAGCUGAACGAGGGCGUCACCAUGCGGCCGUCCGUCAGAAGGCGGAGGGGGGCCGCGAUGGUGCGCAGGUCCAGGAUGCUGUGAGGCGUUCUGCUUAAAACUGAGCCGCUUCACUUUCAGUAUCAUUAAAAAAAUAAAUAAAUCUUAUUUAUUUUACAUUUGCGCGCACAUUGUAUGCACACAUAAACCUGUGUUUACCUCAGGAUCAGAGAGACAAAGCACUGAAAUAAUUCUGACUGGUGGAAUAGUUCAGAAUUUCAAAAUUGGUGUUCUGUGAAAAGGUUACAAGUAGUAAACAAUCUAUCUUUAAUAAACGAUCCUCAGUCCCUCCCUAUUUAGUUUGAAUCCAGAGUGGUUAUCAGAGAGGAAACAUUAAACUCUACCACCCCUAAAGCAGCUCUAGUCUCAACCCUGUUUUUAAUGUGGCUUUAAUUAAUUAAUUUAUUUAUUUUUAUUACCAAAGCCCUACACAAAAAUAUCAUAUGUGCUGCAUCAGUGUCAUGACUUCAAAUUUAAUCUGAAGGAUGAAUCAUUUCAUGAUUGAUCUGACAAAGAAAACAAAGCAAGCAGAUUUCUGUGAAUUUGAACGGAUGAACACUAAAAUUGAUUAAAAGAAAGGAGUUAAAACUACAAAGUCUGAAUACCAACAUUUAUCUGAGAGGAGAAAGAUGGGAAGGAUUUCAAAGUCUGAGAAAGACAUUUGUUCCUUCAGCUUUCAACACCAGAGCUGCCAAGAACAGAAAUAGAAACUAGAAACUAGAAGCGGUGCCUUACCUUUGUCAGAUGUUAUUUUUCCCUCUCUGCUGAGGAGCAGAAGUUUUUCUCUUAUCUGUCUUUCUGAACAGGUAAACAGUUCUGGGCUUGUCAAUAUUCUCACUCUGGAUUUGGGACCAGGUUGGAUGUGCAUGAAAGAAAUGCUUAAAGAAAGUUAGUAAGUGGCCAAAGUUACAAAACCUCGCUGAGAGGAAAAACACGACAAAGAACUUUCAACAAAAUUAAAUCAACAAAAUCUGACCGGGUCAGAUAAAAGCCUGACCUGGUCGAAUAAAGGCUUUGACUUUUUGCCGCUUACCUGUUUUAAAGAUUAAAUACAAAGUCGUGAGAAAAAUCUCAAAAUGUGGAUAAGAAGUUUAAAAUUGUACUUCAAGAAUAAUGUUGAAAAAAAUAUCUGUAGUAAAAAUCUGUUGUUUUUUUUAUUUUAUACAAAUAAAAAGAAAUGGAUAUAUAUCUAUUACUUCAAUCAUAAUACAUCUUUGAAGUUUCAAACAUCAACAAUCAAUCUAUUGAACAGUUAUUCUAAUAGCUAAUAUGCUUGAUUAAAAUUUUAUUAUCAAGCUUAGAAAAUUGUUUGAGUACUUUGGUACAAAAUAGAAAUACAGAGGAGUGAAAUAAUGUAUGUAGGUACAGAAUAAGAGUAAUGGAGGAAAUUACUUUGACCCAAUUAAGUCAUAAUGUUUUCUAUUCCUGAUAAGAAAUUUAUUUUGUUAACCUUUUAACAAAACCCCACUUCAAAACUUCUGAGCUAACUGUUUAAAUGUGAGCCCUGGUAUGCAGAGUGUAAUGUUUGUUUUUUUAAAUCUGAGGGAUUGCAUGUAUUUUAAAUUAUUAGAAAGGGAGAUGCUUAACUUAAAAAGAAUGUUGUACAUGGCCUUGCUGAAAAUGACAUUAAAGUAAAGCUGUUUUCAUGUCCUCCA